ACUAAAAAGCAUCUCGGGAAGAGCUCAAGUUCCCCUCACCCGGUCCCUGCAAAGGGCCGCGCUGGAGACACGCACGCACUGGUACCCAGCCCCGACAGGGGAGGUCACUUGCGAAUAGCCGGGCAAGAGCAUCCCAACAGGUUUUUGGAGUCCCCCCUGGCCCUCCGGCCCCUCCUCCCACCUCUCUUCCAAGCCAGCCCACCUGGCCGGUGCCCAGGAAACAGAGGCUCUGGACGGACUGCUGCUGCCGCUGCUGCCGCCGCCGGCUGCGGGGCGCCCCAGCCCUCCCUCUCUCUGAGGCUGGGUUUUUCCAGUUGGAGCCUCCCUCCCUCUACUGCAAUCACUGGAAGCCACCGCUGUCGACCGCGGCUGCUCCUGCACUUUAUUUAUUUAUUUCUUUGCUCAUUUCUUUCCUCUGUUCCUGUCCCCGCGGACCCCCUCUGGCCAGAGAAAGAAGCGCUGCAGUCCGGGAGAGGGACCUAGAGAGGAGCCUGCAGUAGGGGCGGGGGAUGGAUGGGUGAGAGACAGAGAUUGUGCGUGAAGAGGCAGGAGAAUCCCAGAGCUGGAGGGGAACUGGAGGCAGUGGAGAGCCCCCGAGAAACCUCCACGCAUCCCCUCCGUCCCCUGGCUUCGCAGCCGGAGCCACCCCCUCCCCGAGCCAUGAGCGCCACUAGACAGAAGGCUGGAAGGAGUGACGGCAACAUAAACCGGAGGGAGCAGGAAACUGAGCUCCGGGACAGAGCCAAGCUGAGCCAGGAGCGGCGGCUCAAACAGGCUACCCAGUUCGUCCACAAAGACUCGGCUGACCUCCUCCCCCUGGAUAGUCUCAAGAGGCUUGGCACCUCCAAGGAUCUGCAGCCACACAGCGUGAUCCAGCAUCGCUUGAUGGAGGGGAACCUGAACCAGUUGCUGGGGAAGUCCCCCUUGGCGUGGGGCCCAGUGCAGGAAGCAGAUAGUGGGAAGAAGACCAACAGAAAGGAGACCCCAGCUCUUCUUGUUCACUGCAAGUGCCGGGACCAAGUAUUAAGAGUGGCAGUGGAUACAGGAACCCAACACAACCAAAUCUCUGCUAAAUGCCUCAGUCGCCUUGGGCUAGGGGAGGGGACCCUAAAAGCCCCAGGUGGAAAGACUCCUGGUCCCCUGACCCAUGUGGAGCAGCUGGAGCUACAGUUAGGGCAAGAGAUUGUGGCGUGCUCAGCUCAGGUGGUUGAUGAUGAGAGUCCUGAAUUUUGCCUGGGACUACAGACACUGAUAUCUCUUAAGUGCUGUAUUGACCUGGAGCAUGGUGUCCUACGGCUGAAAUCCCCAUGCCCAGAACUACCAUUCCUGCCAUUCCAUCAGGAGCCUGGCCAGUGACAACAACCACAGUCUAUCCCUGGGAGAAAAUGCAAUGCCUUUGGGAAGAGUCAUGGGCAGUGGGAGUGCUGCCUACCACCCAGACCCUUGUUCACAUGUCCCAUCUGUCCUUGUGUAUUCUUCUUUGUUCUUUCACCAACUUAUAUGAGAAGGGUCGCACCCUAAAUAGAUUGGAGGAGCAAGGAAAUAAAACCUUUAGCAACUAUGGAUUGGGAAAGAAUUCAUGACCAUACAAAGGCUAGAGAGAAUUACAGAAGAUAAAAUGGACAGUCCUGAUUAUAAAAGCUGAAAAGUUUUUAUACAAAUAAAAUUAAAAGGGGAAAAAAUGAACAGAGAAAAAAACCUUUUUGGCAAGUUUCUCUAAUAAAAGUCUGAUUACAACCUACCUAAAGAUCUCAUUCAAACAUAAAAAUAAGAUCAAAAACCAUUCUCAAAGCUAUGAACUGGAAAUUCUCCAAGGAAGUAAUUCAAGCUUUCAAUAGCCAUAGCUAAUCAAUAAUAAUUGGAGAAAUGCCCUCCCUUUUCCAGAAGACAGUUCACAGAAUCAGUCUUUUUUCCUAUAUCUACCUUUAAUCCUCAAAUGGCUUUCUCUAUCUUUUUACAAAGGAGAGAGCCUUAGGACAAGGAUGUCCUGGAAAGAAUAGUAAGGCAACAUGGGGCACAGGGCUUGAUAUUUGAAGUAGUGACUGAAUUGACUUGUGUAAAGACUGCUAGGUCCCCAUCACCAAUUCAUAAUGCCUCAGUAUCUGCCACCACAGUCUUCUUGUGCCUAAUGUCUAUGACCCAACUGCUAUAUAUACCUCUUAGUUUCUUCACCUGGGCCUGCUCUGACACUCUGGGGGUCUCCAAUCCCUCUGAUACUUACCCUUCCAACUCCUUGUAUAUCAGCUCUUUAAUAAUUGUUUUUUCUAGUGUGCCAACCCCCCCCUGCCCUCUCUCAUGCCUGUCAUUGACCUUAUGUGAACCCCUAGAUUUUCCUGAAGUAUAAACUCACUUGUAGUUUUACCUUUUCACCCCUCAACUGUUUUUGUGCCCAGUAAGAGUUUUGGGGUUAGACAUAAUUGUUAUUGGUUUUUUAUUAAUGACUUGUUCUUUACACUAUAGCCAUUUCUUAAUAUACUCUCUCCCCUAAAUGCCCACCAUGGACUUCCCCUUUUAACAAAGAAAGCCUUUAGGUAAAAUCCACCCAAUAAAUUGGCCAUCUAAUAGCUUUGACCCUAUGCCCUAUAUUUUACCCCUCUAUGGAAAUUUGGGAAGAAUGUUUCUUUAUCACCAAAACUCAUUACUAUAACUAAUCUAUUUGGCAGCAUUUUUCUGUGACUUCUCUUGCAUUGUUAUAGUCACUGUGUAUGUGGUUCUUUUGGUUCUGUGUUUUGUCAGUUCGCACAAAUCUUCUUUAUUCAAAUGUUUCACAUUGGCUGUUUCACAUAGUACAAACAAUAUUCAAUUAUAUUCAAAUUCUACAACUUAUUCAGUCUUUUCAAUUCCAAUUGAUUGGCAACCAUUUUAUUUCCAAUUUUUUUGCUGGUGUUUUUUUUUGCCACCACAGAAUGCUAAUGUGAUUAUUUUGUAUGUUAAUAUGAGAGCUUUCUUUCUGUCAUUAACUUCCUUAGGGUCUAUGCUUAAUAGUGGGGACACUGGAGCAAAGGGUUUGAACAGUUCAGUGACUGACUGCCCGGUCUUACUCUGGGGAAUAUUUCUCUCCUUAAGCACAAGAGAUGGGAGUGGAAGUCCCUAGCUUUAACCUUGGGGUUCCAUCUAAUUGUGGCAGGACUCUAUCCCUUCUAUCCUCCAUUUUGACCUCCUUAAACCUAGAGUUCACCUGCCCAGAAUCCUAAUAUGUUUCCCUGGCUGGGAAAAGAAUCUCCCUUGCUUUCACUUUCUCUGCUGAAAAAAAGUCAGGCCCCAGAGUGCCUUUCUGGAUGGUUGUUUUUCUUCUCCUAAAACAUGACUCAUAGGGUAGGGAAAGAUGCGACACCAGCUUACAGGCUAGGUUAGGUAGGAACUGGAUCUCCUUGGUUCUUGGGAUCAUUCCCCUGCCCCCCCAUUCUCUUGCCACGAUUGAGGUGGAUUAGAACUCCCUUUCCAAACCCUCCAAAACAACAGACAAGAGCUCAUUAAAUGACAAUCUUGUCUUAUUCUUGGUCUCAAGUCUCGAAUAUUCCCUUCAAUCUAAUUUUCCAGUGCCUUCUACUUCCAUAGUCUCUCCCUGUUCCUUUUCCUCUGUCUGCUUCUUGCUGCUCUUUGUCAGGUCCUAGUCCAAAAGUCUCUUCAUUGGAAUAAACCCUGUUUCUCUAAUGCAGUCUUUUCUGGCUGCCUCUUACCAUUAGCCCUAUCUUUGCUAGAAGAAGCCCAAUAAUUAAGGCAAUGCUCAUGAAACACUGUGCAAACCUUAAAGUACUACAUAAAUGCCACAUGUUGUUAUUAUUAUUAUUUCUCUCUCCUCAGGGAACUGGAGAGAGAAUGGAACUUUGAUUCCAUCUGGUUGAUAUAUAUAGUAUAAUUAGGGCUGAUUAAUGGGAACAGUAUAAUCCAAAAGGAAAAUGAAGAAAGCAGACAGGCCCAAUCAGGCCUAAGAAGUUACUCUAAUAGACUCCUACGAUGAGGUGCUGCUCAAUUUCUAAAAGCCACCUUCAGGUUUUAAGUGGUGAUUUUCCAGGUGAAUGGCCCCUCACAGAAUUUGGAAGGAGGAGAAAGGAAGAGUGGCAAAGUCUAUAACCUUGACAAAAACCUUAACAAUACAUGUGACCGAGGGCAAAUCAUUUACAACUCCCUGGGUGUCAGUUCUCUCAUCUGUAGAAUGAGAGGACAGAACUAGAUGGUCGCUGAGGUCCCUUCCACUUCUAUGAUCCUAUGAACAUGGCUCUGGUAAGGAGUCAGGUCAAAUUAUUUUUUCUAUUUUCAGCUAAACUUUCUGCCACAAAUAUGCUGUCUCUUUCCCUCUCUGCUCCAAGUCUCUGUCUUGGUUAUGUGGGAAGAAAAGUAUCAGAGAUGCUCUAAAGAUGAACAUAAAUAAGAUACAUCUCACUCUUUGCAAAAGUGUUAGAAGAAAGAAGAUGCAUUUCCGCUAAUUAUCAUUAAUGAUACUGUGCCAAGAGUCACUACAUAAAAAGUAUCAUUCAGGAUAGGAUUUCCAGUCAAUGAAUUGAUGGUGAGGAAGCCAGGGAAGGCCACAGUUGAACUGCUGUCAUGGUGGUGCCAAGUCUCUGCAUCACUCUAUUCUGAUCAUCUCCAUGUUGGAGAAGGAAGUCCCUCAUACCCUGGGAAGGCAUCUCUGGUUAGGAAGGCUCUGGGUUGCUUGAAGGAUUAUCUGGGUGGGAUUCAUCCGGAUAGUAAAGUGUCUGAUGGAUCAGUGCUUGGACUGCAGGGAGGUCAUCAGGAUCUGGGGGCAAAAGAAGGACCAACAGGAAGCCGGUUGACACUGGGGCACCCAGAGAGCCAGACUUCCCAUCUUUGCUUGCUUAAGGACUCACCCACACCCAGCUCCUGUAGCAGGCCCCGGUACUCGGGCUCAGCCUCCAGCACCUUCACCAGAUUGGUGGACUCCAUUCGCUCAAGCAGUACAUCCCAGUAUAUGUAAAUCUUCUGGUUGAAGGUCACAUAUACUAAGCAGGGGCUGUUCUGACCUCCUUUGCAGGCAUAUAGGCCUGAGGGUAGAGGGUAAAGGAAAAAAAAGUUUAAUGCUUCCUGCCCACAAAUGAGAAGGUAGGGAACAAGAUCUUGGGAUUCAAAUGGACAGUUUUACAUCCUCUCUCAGAUACUGAGCAAAGAGAGGCAGUUGGCUCUCUAUUUUCUUUCUGUUACUCCUAAGCUACUACUAAAAACAUUAUUAUGAAGCAUUUGAACCCAAUUUGCAAAUAUCUCCCUGCCUGGAUUGGACAGCAACAAACAGAUCAGCUGAAAAAAAAAUGCUUUUUGAAGACUUUUCUCACUUAAAUGAUAGCACUUGAGUAGACUAAGGGAUCAGACUUGGAAGAUAUAAUCAGAAACUCCCAGUCUGCACUUAAAUCACCAGGUUCUUCUAUGGCAUUAGCUCCUUCCUGGAAUGAUAGUCUUGUAGGUCUUGAAUAUGUGCUGAGGAUAUAUUAUUUUAAGUUGCUGCUUCAGUUCACUAAUUAGUCUUUAACUGGCCUGUUGAUUCCCAAUAUGUUUAACUUAGAAAUAAGUAGAACAAUUUAUCAUUCAGAUGACUCAAUUCAUUUCUAACCCCUAGUUCUAGACAGGACAGUAUCUUAAACCAUCCCAGAGAGAUAAGAUUCUAUCCCAUGAUUAAAGCUAUCCAGGGAAGAUUUCUAAGAUCCUUCUCGGUCAAUCAUUCUAUGUCUUACGACCUUCUCUGUAAUGAAGCUUUUCUGGAUGUUUGCUGUCUAAUCUUCAGACUGUAGCUUCUAAUUCUAAUCCUUCAAUGGAAAUGGAAAAUGAAGACCAUUCUUGAAUAAAACUAUCUGUGACACAAUA
This is a messenger RNA of Monodelphis domestica (gray short-tailed opossum), 5814 nucleotides long. It is a transcript of the gene NRIP2, whose product is annotated as nuclear receptor interacting protein 2. Gene Ontology annotation, biological process: proteolysis. The record is from RefSeq and is a predicted model, not a curated record. NCBI's taxonomy places the organism in Eukaryota, Metazoa, Chordata, Mammalia, Didelphimorphia, Didelphidae. Gene Ontology annotation, molecular function: aspartic-type endopeptidase activity.